CCGUCUAAGGUUCUCCGCAUCGCGUAUGCAUUUCGUUAAGCCGAGCUCACCUUUGCGCCUCCAGUACCGACCCGCCUUGACUUGCGCUUAAUUCAACACAUUAUGGCAGAUCCAAGCGGGUCUCAAGUUGACCCCCACGUGAAGGCAGAAGUCAAAGAGGAGGAAAUUGAUGCGUCGAUCGAAGAGAACAUCAAUCCAAAUCCUCAACCUGACUCCAUGAACCUAGACGGCGCAAAUGACAUGGAUGCCACAAUCGCCCCGGCGAACAUCGAGCCGCGAAUACCUGCAAAGAAAGAUGCCACGUUGAGAGAAUUUAUGAGCAAGAUGGACGACUAUGCCCCUAUCAUACCUGACGCAGUAACGAAUUAUUAUCUGUCCAUCGCUGGCUUACCACCGCCACCCCAGACAUCGCCACAUCUUGCGCGCCUCCUUGCACUUGCGACACAGAAGUUCAUCGCGGAUAUCGCGGCCGACGCGUACCAGUAUUCUCGCAUUCGGUCGUCGAAUACAAGCAGUGCCAAUGCUAUGGGUCUAGCACCUGGUGUACCCGGAGCAGCGGGAGGUCCUGCAGCAGGUGCAGCAGCUGCGUCAAAAGAAGGAUCAAAAGGAGCUGCACUUGGCGUACAAAGACCUGGUUUUGGAGGCGGUGGACAAGGCGGAGCUGGGCAGGGGCGAACUGUGCUUACAAUGGAAGACCUUGGGAUGGCUGCGGGCGAAUACGGAGUGAACGUGAAAAGGAGCGAAUUCUACAGGUGAAAAAGUGUCCAGCGACAAACUCUAAUCACCGAAGCGGAGAGAGAUGGCAGUCGCUACAGCAUCAUCAGGGAAAUCGCAUGGAAACGGGGAGUUUGGGAAUCUUCUUGUAGAUCACAAAGGAUGCUCUACACAGGAUGGCGCUUUGGUGUUUCUUCGGACUGGGAUGCUCUGUCGCUUCUUGUUUCUGAUGUAUAUCAAAUCUAUGAUGCAAAUGUUUACAUGUUUUACACCAUGUUAAUACAGAAGAUAUACGUCCGUAC
Pseudovirgaria hyperparasitica is the source of this 1016-nucleotide messenger RNA. Its product is annotated as transcription initiation factor IID, TAF10 subunit. NCBI's taxonomy places the organism in Eukaryota, Fungi, Ascomycota, Dothideomycetes, Acrospermales, Acrospermaceae. Gene Ontology annotation, biological process: transcription initiation at RNA polymerase II promoter. The coding region runs from base 103 to 756 and encodes 217 amino acids. The transcript has 2 exons. The record is from RefSeq and is a predicted model, not a curated record. Gene Ontology annotation, cellular component: nucleus; SAGA complex; transcription factor TFIID complex. Gene Ontology annotation, molecular function: promoter-specific chromatin binding; RNA polymerase II general transcription initiation factor activity.